Molecule: messenger RNA, 873 nt
Organism: Dichotomopilus funicola
Lineage: Eukaryota; Fungi; Ascomycota; Sordariomycetes; Sordariales; Chaetomiaceae
Exons: 5
Coding region: 1-873 (290 amino acids)
Molecular function (GO): carbon-sulfur lyase activity
Source: RefSeq, a predicted model, not a curated record
AUGUCCACCCCCCGCACCUACCGCGGCAACUGCCACUGCGGCGCCUUCGUCUACGAAGUCGACACCCCCGACGGCAAGGACAUCACCUCGGCCAGCGAGUGCAGCUGCAGCAUCUGCUACAAGCGGGCGUACCUGUGGCUGGUGCCCAAGACGCCGGUGCGGGUGGUGAAGGAUGAGGGGUUGCUGGUUGGGUAUGGGUUUGCGGGGAGGAAUUUGGAUCAUCAGUUUUGUGGCAAGUGUGGGACUACGGUGAUAGCGAAGAGUGCCAUGUUUCCUGCUGGGAUGGGUAUCAAUGUCCGAACCAUCCAAGGCUUAGACAUCUGGGGUCUCGAGAUCAAGCCAUUCAACGGCGACACCUUCGAGCCCAAGUACGUCGCUCCCACCUUCACCGGCGAGGACCCGGCCCCAGCCGAUUUCGAAAAGGACGGCAAAACCUACCACGGGAGCUGCCACUGCGGCGCGGUGACCACCUCCGUCCGCGUCCACGGCUCGCUCGAAGACGGCACCUAUCCCGACCGCAUCAUGGAGUGCAACUGCAGUUUCUGCCGGCUGGGCUCCGUCUGGAUCUACCCCACCACCUCCCAAUUCGCCCUCACCGGCCGCGACAACCUCACCUACUACACCUUCGGCAACCGCAUCUGGCAGAAGCUGUUCUGCAAGACCUGCGGCGUGCAGGUGGGGUCGGAAGUGCGGCCGGACAUGAGCGAGGCCGAGGUGGCUGCGCUGCCGGAGGCGUACCAGCAGCAUCGGGCUAAACAUAUCGACACGGUGCCGUUGAAUUUGAGGGUGCUGAAUGGGUUUAGUGUGAAGCAGGUGGAAGCUCAGAGGGGGGAUGGAUGGGGGUUGCAGAUGCCGCAGUAUGUGUAUCCUUAG